AUGAUGGGUGAAUUCAAACGUCGAAUGUCGCGAUCAGGAUCUCGGACAAGAGUUGCUCGGUUCUCUCAUACUCCAGAAUUGGAUAAAUUGGAUGCACGACUUGCCCAACCUAUCCCAGUUGGAGUGAGCAGCGUCCAAACGGAAGAGCCGGAGAGAACAUUUGGUCUGGGAGUGUCUACCCGAGAUGGAUUUCCUCCUCUCGAGACUCAUAGAUUUCCGUCAAUCCGCAGACUUUCAUUGUACAAUGGAAAAUCCGCGAGAUCUCCAAAAACAUUGCUACAGACCAUCUUUUCUCCGCGCAAUACAGAAAACGAUAGUCCACCCUUUUCGUACUGGGGACGGGAUGGCCGUGAACCAACGCGACGGACCUCGGCAGAUACAUUCUUCUUAUAUGAAAUGACUCGAUCUUCCCCCUUACGAUCUUCGACUCCCAGUGAUCUUGAAUAUUCCCAUUUGGGAAGGUUUAAGCUUGGCUCUCUUCGCGUUGUUAAUGGCAGUGCUUCUCCAGCCCCAAGUGACCGUGUCCCGAUGAGCGUGAGACGUCAAUCAUUUUCCGACAUGAAAAGCGUUCAUCUGGACCACCGCAACUCUACAGACUUGCUACGGAGCCGAAGCCGAGAUUGGGCCGAUUCUUGUUCUUCUCCCAAUUUACCACAAGGGUCAUAUACUCCAAAUUCACACCUCGAGCCAUCGCCUAAUAGAUUAAAAACCCCGCGAAUUGACCGCAGCAAAAGUCCUUUGAGGUCGGAAUACGGCGGCCCUUUGGAAUCGCCGUCGAACGGAAAACCUGACGCUUGCCUCCCAGUUUUUAGACUCUCUUGGCCUAACAAUCCGGAAGCAUUGCUUGGAAUUUCUUCGAUUCCUGGGAGCAUAAAAGAUCAACCCCUAGACCCUGCCACAUUGACGAGUCUAUCCCAUGAGCCUAAUCAGGCUUUACUAGCAAAUUCCAAGCCGAAUGAAUUUGAUGAUAGCCUUUUCAACGAUGAAAGCAAGGAAUUGGUGCAAACGAGAAAGAACGAGCCUAUUGAGCGUGAAUGGAACGACGAGCCGAACCGAGGCCGUUCCAUGGAAAAUUCAACACGGAAUAGCACUGGAAGAGUGAAAGGGCGAAACCCAUAUGCGUUGACCAAAGCAGAUAGCGGUUACAGUUCUGCUUCUUCAAAUAAAUCCUUGCGUCGUCACAAAUCAGCGUUGACUGCAAGGGCCGACAGCAAGGAUGAGCCAGCUGGGCAGCCGAAUCUAAUCUCCGCUGGAACAACAAAUGCCAUUGAAGAAUGCAAUGAAACAUGCACUUCAAGGCCUGCUUCUCGAAGGAGAUCCCUAUCGGGCACACCUCCGCCGGUUCCGCGGAAGGAUACUCCUCCCGUUUUAAAACCCCCGAACUUACACCAUUCUCGCCCAAGAGAUGAGAAAAUGAAUCAAGUUUUGUCUCCAACUGCACCGACAAACGCCAGCUUUUCACAGCGUAUGGCUCGCAUCAGAUCGCUUUCUAAUGUUGCUCCCAAGCAAGCCUCGCCAGCUACACCUAUCCUUUCUCCAAAGCCGCUUGAUAAAGGAUUCCGCUCGUUCCUUAACGAGAACACUCCGGAGAGGCAGCAAAGUUCCUGGCUAUGGAACCCCAGUCGUUCACAACACAACCCUCACAAGAACUUCGACGCCCACUAUAUCUCUCCCGUAGAUAACCAUAUGAACGAAAAUUUGAUGCCGAUUAAUCGAUCCAAAUUGGCUCAGACCAAAAAGUCAACAGACCGAGCUCGCAUUACCAAUCCGCACCUUCUGCAGGCACGCAGGCUCCACCGUCCACAAUCAAUGGUAAAUUUAAAUGACUACACUUCGGACUCGGAACACGAUCACCAAUAUCGCCCUCAACUGCACCAACCAGAAAAGCAACAGCAAAGCCAUGGCUGGGUGCGCAGCUCCUUCUUCCAGCAUCGGAGCCGCGGCAAGAAGCGAAAUACAGCCCCUGGCGACGGCAUGAACUUCUUCGGCCAUAGGCGAACGGGAUCCAAGCCGGCCAAUAACCAAAAACACGCCCCCAAGAGAAAUGCAAAUUUAUCCACGGCAACGGAAUCCGUCCGUCACCACCGAAACCCGUCAACUAGAAAUCUGGAUCGUCGUUUGCCUCCAACUCCGCCUGGGAAGCAUGAAUUGGUGACGCGGGACAACACCACAACCCCCUGGGUUGACUCCAGAAGCAAUCACAUUACAACCAGCGACAACAGGAACGCCAAUUACAAUAACUGUGAUGAUAAUAUCGCGGAACAUACCCAUUCCGCUUCUAUAUUUACAGGACCGUUCCCCCUUCAAAAUCUAAGAAUUGAUGUGAAGCCGAAGCGGAGUUUCUUGCAUGAGGUGGAAGGGAAGAGGGAUCCUUUCUUUUGUGUUGGAUUUCCGCAGUCGCAGUCGCAGCUGCAUAACUCAGGGACUCAGUGAACAAAUUGAGUGAGGUUGAGGCCUGGUGCUACUUGCUUGUUUAUUCGUUUUGCUGAAUAGAGUGUAAUGAGGAUUUUAUUCAUCGCCUAUUUAUUAUCUCUUCAUCUUUUGCAAUCUCAUUACACACUACCCGUAUCACUCACUCCAGUUACCCUCUCGCCCCCUUGGCUUUUCCUUUCGAGAAACAUCUUUACAUUUUAUGCUUUUCUCAUUCUGCUGCGACGAAUCACAGAUGAUGACACCAGAAAACAAUGGGAACGGCCUAAGAUUAUUCAUUUGGUUGUAAUUUUGUUUUUGAAUGUUGCAAGUCUAUCUAACUUGCUCUGCCUUCAUAACGAGAUGUCUAAUCCUCCUCUUUGCUUUAUCGGGGGCAAAAGGCAAAUCCGAUAUAUUCUUGCUUAUAGACAGAGCUCACCUGCCGCUCACAUUCUUGUGUAAUUUCAUUUACGACUUCAUUUAAGUUUUAUUGUUUUUUAAAAAU
Messenger RNA from Histoplasma capsulatum G186AR, 2914 nucleotides. RefSeq lists its product as uncharacterized. The transcript has a single exon. Lineage: Eukaryota; Fungi; Ascomycota; Eurotiomycetes; Onygenales; Ajellomycetaceae. The record is from RefSeq and is a predicted model, not a curated record. The coding region runs from base 1 to 2433 and encodes 810 amino acids.